Molecule: messenger RNA, 2358 nt
Organism: Penicillium longicatenatum
Lineage: Eukaryota; Fungi; Ascomycota; Eurotiomycetes; Eurotiales; Aspergillaceae
Product: OPT family oligopeptide transporter
Exons: 1
Coding region: 1-2358 (785 amino acids)
Biological process (GO): transmembrane transport
Molecular function (GO): oligopeptide transmembrane transporter activity
Source: RefSeq, a predicted model, not a curated record
AUGGCUCUCCUGGGUUUAUUCAAGCGCCGGGGCCCUCAAGAAAGCCCUGCUAUUGUGCAUGUCACAAGGAACCAGGCAAAAGAUCUGCCGGAAGCAGAGGUCACUGGCAUCCCAUCCGAUGAGGAGAAACACAAAGUACAGACUGAUACCGCUGCGAUUGAGCAACAGAGUCACAAUGAUCCAGAGAUCGCGGCACUACCUCUACAAGUUCGCCAGAUCAUCAACUUGACCGAUGAUCCCACUCUCCCCACGAUCACCUUUCGGUACUUUGUCCUCUCGGCGCUGUUUGUCAUCCCAGGUGCAUUCUUGUCCCAAAUGAGCCACUUCCGUACCACCAGUGCUCCUUAUUCUGUGUUCUUCGUCCAGAUCGCCUGUCACUACGUGGGACACUUCCUGGCCAAAAUACUCCCAGCCUGGACAGUCCACUUGCCCGGUACCAGUUGGUCGUUCAACCUUAACCCUGGGCCGUGGAGCAUCAAAGAGCAUGUGCUCGUCACGGUCACAGCGGCAUCGGGGGCGACAUAUAACUUGGCAUAUGCCCCGAUUGUACUAGCGGAACUCUGGUAUGGAACCAGAAUCAAUCCGGCCGUUGCUAUUUUCUUCAUGUGGGCCAUCGUGUGGACAGGAUACUCCUUUGCUGCUCUUGCACGACAAAUUCUGCUGCCAGAUCCCGAGUACGUAUGGCCACAGGCCUUGAUGCAAACAACCUUGUUUGAGACCUUCCGCAAGACAGACACUGCGUCACCCGUCGCCCGACGCCAAAUGAAAGUGUUUUUUCUUGCUUUCUUGGGGAUGACCCUAUGGCAGUUCCUCCCCGAAUACGUGUUUCCGUUUCUCUCUUCCCUAGCCUUUCUCUGCUGGGUGGCACCACACAAUGCAGUGGCUAAUUUCAUCGGAUCUGGACUUGGGGGCAUGGGAUUUUUGAAUUUGUCAUUGGACUGGUCCAACAUCAACUGGAAUGGGUCCUCGAUCAUGCUCACACCGUUUUGGACACAAGUUAUUCUGUUCCUGGCCUAUGCCUUUAAUUGUUGGGUUCUGCUCCCUGCGGCUAAAUGGGGCAAUCUCGGUUCCUAUAAACAUGGUCUUAUGUCGAACAGUCUCCUGAUGGCUAACGGGACGACCUACCCAACACUCGAAGUGCUGACUCCCGAGUAUCACCUGAAUGAGACAGCAUAUCAGCAAUAUGGCCCUAUGUACAUGGGACUGCAGAAUGUGUGGGCGACUUGGUUUGACUACGCCAAGUUGCCAGCGGCAAUCACCUGGAUUGCGACUUUUGGCUAUGUUCAAAUAAGGAACAAUCUUAAAAAGAUCCUCGGAGCUCGCAAAGCUGCUAAAUCGUCACCGGGAAACGGGAUUCAUCAUCAAUACCAUGACCGUCUCAAUGUGAUCCAGAGACAAUACAAGGAGAUACCAUUGUGGUGGUACUGCUCGCUGUUUUUAACAGCCUUGAUUAUCUUAGUGACCAUUAUUGCGUGUGGAAACCUGUUCAUCCCGAUCUGGACCCUAUUUGUUGGACUUGCGAGCGCUGCUGUUUUCGUGGUUCCUUUUGCUUGGCUGUACGCCAUCUCCAACUACCAACUCGAGACCGGGUCAUUUAAUGAACUGAUGUACGGAUACAUGGUUCAUACCAAAGCUGGCUCCGGCCACCAGCACCCAUGUGGCCCGUCAGUCUACGGCUCCAUUGCCGGUGAUGCAUGGUACCGUGCACAGUACAUGCUACAAGACCAGAAGAUCGGGCAUUAUAUGCAUAUCCCCCCUCGUGAGAUUUUCUUUUCCCAGAUUUUUGGCACCCUUAUGGGCGUCCCAAUCAAUUAUGCUGUCAUUCGCUGGGUGAUGGAUACCAAAGGAGACUACUUGACUGGAGUGAAAACAGAUCCGCUCAAUCAGUGGACUGGCCAAUCAUUGCGCACAUCCAACACCAUGGGUGUGCAAUAUGCGGUCCUCGGCCCCAAAAGACUCUUUGCUGAAGCAGAGAUGACGCCCUUGCCAUGGUCCUUCCUAGUCGGUGCUGUGAUCCCUCCGAUCUUAUUCAUCUUCCACCGUUUCUUCCCCAAGUUGCGGAUUGACCUUUGGAACGUCAGUAUCUUCUUUGGCGGCCUUGCCAUGUUCUAUGGAAAUCUCAGUACCGGCUAUACAUCCGCCUUCAUCGGUGGUUAUGUUGUAAUGUACUGGGCAUAUCGGCACCAUUUCGAAGUAUGGAAGCGGUACAACUAUUUAAUUGCUGCUGCAUUCGAUGCGGGAUUCAACCUCAACAUGUUGCUUAUCUUCUUCUUCUUUGGAGCAGGCAAGCAGAUCUCGAUGCCAAAUUGGUGGGGCAAUAAUAGUGAAUCGGUAGAACGAUGCUUUGCUUCGACAUAG